UCCAUCUGCACAGCAUUUUCUAUCCAUCAAGUUGAAUACCUCCAAUUUUUUGAUCUGGAGAAAAUAAAUUACUCCCUUCUUAAAAGGUCAAGGCUUAUUUGGGUUCCUCGAUGGUUCUCAUCCACAGUCCAUCGAUUCUAUUGCCGUUGCUGCCUGGCAACAACAAGAUGCCCAACUCGUAAGCCUUCUCAUUGCUUCAUUAUCUGAAGAUUUGGUUCCCCUUCUUUUUGACAAAGAGACCAAUUUUGAGUGCUGGAGUAUUCUUCAUGAAGCUUUUGGUUCAGCAUCUCCUACCCGACUCAUGUCUCUGCAUCUGGAGUUGCAGAAUCUUCAUCAAAAAUCAGAUGAGACCAUCACCUCUCUGCUCUGACGUGCAAAAGCUGUGGCUGAUGAACUUGCUGCAUCUGGUAAUGCCCUCAAGCCUACUGAAUUUAAUCUACAUGUGCUGCAUGCUUUAUGUGAUGAUCUACAAGAUGCGGUCUCUGGUAUUCUUAAUCGACAUACUCCUCCGACAUAUACUGAACUUCAUGGGCUAUUACUUAGCCAUGAAAGCAUGCGGACAUUCAGAAAAUUAACCAUUGCUGAUACUACUACCAAUCCUUUCGCCAAUACCGCUUAACGGUCCCCCCAUUCUUCUACUAACCUUAGGCCCUCUAUUGGCCGUGGCUUUAAUCGAGAUCAUGGGGGGCAUGAUAGGUUUGGUCGAGGUCGUGGUCGUUUUGGUUCACCUGAUGGUCGUGAUUCUCAAUGGUACUCCUUUUGCAAUCGUAACAACCACUCUAAUGCCAUCUGCUUCUAUCGUCCUUAGCAACCCUAUCUAUAUUCACCACAACCCAAUGUAAAUUUCUCAUAUUCACCAUACCCAAAUCCAAAUCCAUCUCACCAUCACCCUAAUCUGCCACUUCUUCCUAUCCCUCACCCAUCCACCGCCCUCACCUGGUACCCUGAUACAGGAGCAUCUCACCAUGUUAUUUCUGACAUUCAUUCUAUGUCCUCCUAUGCUGAGUACACUAGUCUUGAUCAGGUGCAUGUAGGCAAUGGUAAGGGAUUACAUAUAUCACAUAUUGGUUAUAGUUCUUUUUCUCCUCCUCACUCUUCUCUUUCUUUUCAAUUAUUUAACAUCUUACACGUUCCCUCUAUUUUUAAAAAUUUACUUUCCGUGCAACAAUUUUUUUGUGAAGGAUCGAACCACCAAGACCACAGUAUUAUCCGGUCCGAGUGAAGGAGGAUUAUACACUCUUCAUUCCAGCCCUUCUUCUUUGUCCGCAUCUGUUCACAUGGCCGAGAGCACCACUCUUGAUGGCUGGCACAACCGUUUGAGCCAUCCUCAUUAUCGCUUGCUUCGCUCCAUGGUGAAGACCAAUAAUCUCCCCUGUACGUCUACAUAUCUUCUUCCUCUUUGUCCCUCGUGUCAGUUAGGCAAGUCCAGUAAGUUGCACUUAUCUCCGUCCCAUCGUCGUAGUCAAUUUUCAUUAGACCUCAUUUAUAGUGAUGUUUGGGGUCCUUCUACUCCAUCUUUGUUAGGACACCGCUAUUAUGUAAUUUUUGUUGAUGAUCACAGUAAAUAUAUUUGGUUCUAUCCAUUAAUGCGCAAAUAUGAUGUAUUCUCUAUUUUCUUACAAUUUCAAGCUUUGGUUGAACGACAUUUCUCUCGUACUAUUAAAUCAAUCCAAACUGACUGGAGAGGAGAGUUUCGCUCUCUUUCUUAAUUUUUUAGUAAAAUUGGCAUUACUCAUCGUAUCGCAGCUCCCCACACCCACGAGCAACAAGGGGCUGUUGAAUGUUGUCAUCGUCAUAUUACGAAAAUCGGUCUGUCUCUUCUUGCUCAUGCACUGUACCCAUGUUGUACUGGUACUAUACCUUUGAAAUGGCUGUAUUUCUUAUUAAUAGGAUGCUAUCUAAAGUCUCUAGUGGUGUGUUCCCCUUCGAACUCGUUUAUAAUAAACCACCAUCCUAUGCUUUUCUACGAAUUUUUGGGUGUCUAUGCUUUCUCUUUUUCGUCCUUACAAUCGUCAUAAAAUGGAGUACCGCUCUCAACCGUAUGUGUUUCUCGGCUAUAGUCCCUCUCAUAGUGCCUAUCGAUGUCUUGAUGUGAAAACAAAUCGUACAUAUAUUGCUAGACAUGUUUGCUUUGACAAAUCUAUCUUUCCUUUUCAAUCUCUCUCCAUUGGAUUGUCCACCACCACCAUUUUUCUCUUCCCUGCCAUGGGGUGUUACAUCACUUCGACCUCUACAAGAGGCCAACCCUCCACCAUCCAUUCCUCCAUCUCCUUUGCCCCAGUUGUCCACCUCACCAUCAGGUUGCAUCCUCCAUGUCUCGGUCUGCCCCAGCACCUCCCAUGACCGUUCUCCCUUUCAGCCCCUCUAGUACUACAGACUCUGUACCUGUUCGGACCAGAUUACUUACUGACCCCUAUUGCAAUCCCUUAUCCACAAAGUCCUCCCUUCCUACAUCUUCCCCCAUGACAAGUUCCCAGCAAGACACAACCUCCUCUAAACAACCUACCCAACCCAUCCGUACACAUUCCAUGGUGCUUCGACCCCAUCCCAAACAACCAUCCGCCCUCACUAGCACUAUCCUCACCAUAGAACCUACUUGUUAUACUCAGGCAUCUAAACACUCUGUGUGGCGUGCUGCAAUGACUGAGGAGUUUAAUGCUUUAGUUCGUAAUGGUACGUGGUCUCUUGUUCCGCGUUCAUCUCAACAAAAAAAUUUAGUUGGAUGUAAAUGGAUGUACAGGAUCAAGAGAAAGGCUGAUGGCUCUCUCGAGCGCUAUAAAGCAUGCUUAGUUGCAAAAGGGUUCCACCAGUAGCUUGGUCUUGAUUACAAUGAGACAUUCAGUCCAGUUAUCAAACCUAUCACCAUUCGGGCUGUUCUAAGUAUUGCCAUCUCUCAAGGUUGGUCCAUCAAGCAAUUAGAUGUUCAUAAUGCUUUUCUGCAUGGCAACCUGACAGAGGAAGUCUACAUGUCACAACCUCCAGGAUUUGAAGAUCGUGACCAUCCAGAUUAUGUCUGUCAUCUCCACAAAUCUCUAUACGGGUUAAAACAAGCACCCUGUGUCUGGUUUCAUCGUCUCUCUGAGUUUCUUCUCGGACUAGGAUUUGUUGCCAGCAAGACUGAUUCGUCAUUAUUUAUUUUGAGGACGAACUCUCAUGUCCUCUAUGUGCUCAUCUAUGUUGAUGAUAUUUUGGUAACUAGCAAUGACUCCAGUCAGGUCUCUCUACUUCUUCGUCAGUUUGCUACAGAAUUCUCCAUUAAGGAUCUUGGUGAUCUUCAUUUUUUCUUAGGAAUUGAGGCUGUUCAAAACUUUACCGGAUUAUUAUUAUCUCAAACCCGCUAUAUUAGAGAUCUUCUUUCAAAAGCAGGCAUGAUUGAUUGUAAACCUGUUCAGACCCCAAUGGCCAUGACACAGGGUUCUGAUUCAGGGGGUGCUCCUUAUCCAGACCCUACACAGUAUCGCUCCAUUGUUAGAGCUCUUCAGUAUGUUACAUUGACACGUCCUGACAUUUCUUUUGCAGUGAAUAAAGUAUGUCAGUUUAUGCAGUCUCCUAGUUCUGAUCACUGGGUUAUGAUCAAGUGCAUAUUACGGUACCUUCAAGCUACAGCUGAUCAUGGGUUACAAAUUCAGAGAUCGUAAACAGAAGAUAGUUGCUCGAUCAUCCACAGAAUCUGAAUACAAAGCCUUAGCAGAUGCAUCAGCUGAACUAAUCUGGCUUGAGUCAUUAUUUCAAGAACUUGGCUAUCCCUUACAUGGCCCCUCCAUUCUAUGGUGUGACAAUAUUGGGGCCACUUAUUUCUCGAUCAAUCCUGUCUUCCAUGCUCGCACGAAGCAUGUCGAAAUUGAUUUUCAUUUCGUUCGUGAGCAUGUUGCACGACAUCAACUAUCUGUUCAGUUCAUCUCCACCCAAGAUUAGCUUGCCGAUAUUCUCACCAAGCCUUUGGGUACCUCACGUUUUAGGUUCCUAAGGGACAAGUUGAAGAUUCGUGAUCCUGACUCUUCAUCUUGAGGGGGUGUGUCAGCACAUAUUCAUUCCACCUCAUCACUCUACUUUUGGCAUAUACUCUUAUUUGCUUUUUCUCUAUGUUUAGUAAAUCAAUAUAUAUUCAUAUUUAGCCUGCACAUCUAUUUUUGGUUUCUCUUUAUUUAGCAAUUCUACUUUUAGUUCUUUGGCCUUACUGAGUAUGUAAUCAAGAUGUUCCUUUUUCUUGUAAUUAUUGUAAUUGCUGGCAUUGUAAUCUACAAAUACUUCUAUUGGAGAUCGAUGAAAUCAAGGUGUGAAAAUCAGAAAUUAUCCUCAAUAAAGAAAUUACCAUUGUCAAUACUCAUCACCAGUAUUGAUGGUGCGAAAGAAGGAUGAAUCUUGGAGGAUGUGCAUUGACCACAGAGCACUCAACAACAUAACCAUCAAGGACAAGUUUCCAAUCCCAACCAUAGAUGAGUUAUUGGAUGAGUUACAUGGAGCAGCAUUCUUUUCGAAGCUUGACUUAAGGUCAAGCUACCAUCAAGUUCGAGUGCAUGAAGAAGACAUUCACAAGACGGUCUUUAGGACUCAUGAAGGUUACUUUGAAUUUUUAGUUAUGCCAUUUGGACUGACUAACGCCCCCUCUAUUUUUUAGAGUCUUAUGAAUGAUGUCUUCAAGCCCUUCGUACGAUAGCUCGUCUUAGUAUUUUUCAAUGACAUUCUUAUUUAUAGCCAUACUUGGGAAGACCAUCUCUUUCACUUGGAGGUAAUCCUUUACACCCUUCGGCAGAAUAAAUUAUUCAUCAAAUAGUCAAAGUAUUCUUUUGGCAAGAAAUAGAUGUAGUUGGGGCAUAUCAUGUCUCAGGAUGGAGUAGCAACUGACGCUUAAAAGAUCAGUUGUAUGUUGGAAUGGCCGAUCACCAGAAAUCUUAAAGGAUUGCGAGGCUUUCUUGGUCUUACUAGGUACUAUUGCAAAUUCAUCAAGGAUUAUGGCAAGAUUAGUGCCCCACUCACAGCUCUCUUAAAAAGGGAUUCUUUCCAAUGGAGUGAGGGGGCAGAGUCAGUCUUCAAUGAUUUAAAGCAAGCUAUGAUCUUGGCUCCAGUCUUGACCUUGUCAGAUUUCUCAAAGGAGUUCAUUAUUGAGAGUGAUGCCUCGAGCAUAGGUAUUGGAGCUAUCUUGAUACAAGAAGGGCGACCAUUAGCCUUCACCAACAAAGCCCUCUUCGAAAAGCACUUGAGGCUACCAACUUACGAGAAGAAAAUGAUGGCCGUACUACAUGAUGUCCAAAAAUGGCGACAAUACUUGAUGGGGAGACAUUUCACCAUUUACACUGGUCAUUGCAGUCUUCGAUACUUGAUGGACCAACGAUUGUCUUCUGAGGUACAGCAAAAGUGGACAACCAAGCUUUUGGGUCUUAGCUAUGAAAUCAAGUACAAAAAAGGAGCUGAAAAUUCAGCAGCUGAUACAUUAUCUCAAAAAAUGGAGGCUCAACUACUUGCCAUCUCGCGACCGCUUCCUAGUUGGGUUCAACAAGUUUAAGAAGAAACCAAGUAUAAUGAAUCUCUACAAGAUAUCAUCCGAAGGAUUCAAAAUAAACCAAACAAGGUACCUAAUUACACCUUCAAUGGAGGGCUUCUUCGCUACAAAGGCUGGGUGGUUUUAGGUCCUAACUCUGAAUGGAAGAAAGAAGUGCUCAAAUUACUCCAUAAUACUCCUGAAGCAAGUCAUUUCGGCUUUUACAAGAUAUAUAAGAGGGUUACCAAAACCUUCUAUUGGAAGGGCAUUAAGAAGGAUGUCAAGAGGCACGUCGCUUUAUGCGAUAUUUGUCAAGGAAUAAAAGUGAGACGACAUCACCACCAGGAUUUCUACAACGAUUACCUAUUCUGCAGUGCAUUUGGUCAUAUAUCUCUAUGGACUUCAUUGAUGGACUUUCAGUAUCUCAUUGAAAAACAACUAUAAUGGUUGUCGUUGAUUGAUUCUCUAAAUAUGCACAUUUCAUCCUAGUUGCCCACCUUUACAAGAACCCCCAAAUUGCACAACUAUUUGUGGAGCAUGUGUUCAAACGACAUGAGAUGCCAACUUCAAUUGUUAGCGAUCGAGAUCCAUUAUUCACCAAUUCUUUUUGGAAGGAGCUAUUUAAACUCCAAAGAACCAGACUAGCUAUGAGCUCGUCAUACCAUCCUCAAUCAAACAGCUAGACAAAAGUCGUUAAUCGUUGUUUGGAAUUUUACCUUUAGGUGUUUUGCAGGACAACAACCUAAGGCAUGGGUCAAGUGGCUUUCGUUAGCCGAGUGGUGGUAUAAUACAAGCCAUCAUUCUUCCACCAAAAUGUCUCCAUACAAAGCAGUUUAUGGGCAGACACCACCCACAGUGCUCUCCUACAUUCCAGGGACCACCGACGUAGAUGCAAUAGAGCGAGAAUUAAACGAUCGAGAUCGCAUCCUACGCUUGCUUCGGGAGAAUCUUAAUGAAGCUCAAGCUCGAAUGAGGCUAUAUGUUGAUAGAUACCAUUUAGAGGGGAAAUUUAAUGUGGGAGAUAUGGUAUAUCUCUGAUUACAACCCUAUCGACAGACUACUAUCACUAUUCGCAACAAUCUGAAGUUAUCUCCAUGAUUUUAUGGUCCCUACAAGGUUCCAGAGAAGAUUGGAUGGGUUGCUUACAGGCUUGAAUUACCUCUUGGAUCAAAAAUUCAUACUGUCUUUCAUGUCUCAUUUCUAAAGAAGAAGGUGGGCUUAAAUGAUGUAACAGUAUCACAACUAUCAGAUCUGAAAGAUGGUACACUAAACAUUCAACCCGUUGUUAUUUUGGACCGACGCGUGGAGAAGCACAAGCAUCGGAAUCAUGCUAUAAUUAAGGUGCUAGUCCAAUGGGCUCACUUGCCACCCGAGGAUGCAACUUGGGAAAGUUGGCACAAAUUGCAAGAGCGCUUUUCAGAUUUUCAACCUUGAGGGUCAAAAUUAAGGAGGGUGGAAUGAUACGAAUCUCUUUGAUUCAUUUCCCUUUUAAGUUUUUUUCCUUAAUUAUUUUGCUGGGGCCUUAAGAAAAGCUAGUUUAGGCCUCUUGAUCAAUUUUCUUAUCUUCUUGAUCCACUUCUUUAUUUAGUUUGCUUAUACUGCAAGAAAAAGACUGUCAUAGGCCUAUAAAUAUGUAACCCCUGGGAUUUUUUUGAAUCAAUCAAGAAUUAUUCUCCUUCCACCUAUCUUCUAUUCUCUCCCUUCUUUGGAGGUUUGAUCCCCUCGAAGUGAUCAACGGAGGCCUCCGAUCCCCUCGAAGUGAUCGGCAUCUCUCUGAUCCUUGGAUAUGAUCCGGGUUCGUAGCAUCAUCCGAAUCGGGUUUGUACCAAGAGCUGUGUGUGGUUCAGAAGGCAUAUGAGAAGCUAGAGAAUGAGAAAGAGGACAGUGGAGCAGUUCAACUGGAAGCUGAGAAGGA
This is a messenger RNA of Elaeis guineensis (African oil palm), 7394 nucleotides long. The record is from RefSeq and is a predicted model, not a curated record. NCBI's taxonomy places the organism in Eukaryota, Viridiplantae, Streptophyta, Magnoliopsida, Arecales, Arecaceae.